AGUUAAAUUGAGAGUAGAGAUUCAUUCACUUCUGCCCUGUCACUGCCUAGCCAGCACUCCUCACUUUGUUCUCUUUCUCUUCAUGUCAGAAGAAACUGCUUUUAAUGAAGAAGUGGCUGCUCUAAAGGGAUAUAGAAAGAGACAGCCACUGUUCCCCUAUCUUCACCCUGGGAUGGGCCUUUCACUUCUUUCUUUUGGUGUGUAUUUUGAAUGAUUUUGAAGCAGGUGAAACAUUGAAAACUGCAAGGCUGCGCUUGAGACAAAAAGCAACAGUCUCAUCUAAAAGGAGAAAGGAUGAUUGGAGAGGUGAUUCCCAACAUUGUAAGGUUUCAUGAAUAUCUCAUCAAAAGAACGGAUGACAGAGUACGGGACUACCCGCUGAUGCAAAGCCCUGUCCAGAUGACCCUGAUCUUGUUGGGAUAUGUGUUCCUUGUACUGUAUGCUGGGCCACGCUACAUGGCCAAUCGUAAACCCUACAAACUCAAAACAGCUAUGGUCAUUUAUAACUUCUGCAUGGUGGCCUCCAAUGCCUACAUUGUUUAUGAGUUCUUGAUGUCUGGUUGGGGAACCACAUAUACCUGGCGAUGUGACCUCAUUGACCCCUCCACCAAUCCCCGGGCCCUCCGAAUGAUUCGAGCAAGCUGGUUGUUCUACUUUUCAAAAUAUGUUGAACUUCUGGACACUGCAUUUUUUGUGCUGAGGAAGAAGCACAGCCAGGUGACGUUCCUACACAUCUUUCACCAUUCCUUCAUGCCCUGGAGUUGGUGGUGGGGCAUCACUCUUACUCCUGAGGGCGGAAUGGGCUCCUUCCAUGCCAUGGUGAAUGCUAUGGUCCAUGUUAUCAUGUACACCUACUAUGGCCUUGCUGCUGCUGGUCCACGUUUCCAGAAGUACCUGUGGUGGAAGAAAUAUAUGACUGCUAUCCAACUGAUUCAGUUUAUUGUGGUGUCUGUCCACAUUUCCCAAUACUACUUCAUGGAGAAGUGUGACUACCAGGUGCCCAUCUUUAUCCAUCUUAUUUGGAUCUAUGGCAUGUUCUUCUUUGUGCUCUUCUCAAACUUCUGGAUCCAGGCGUACGUGAAGGGCAAACGGCUCCCUGCCAUUACUGAAGACAAACCCAAGCAGAAUGGCUUUGUCAGCGGUAGCGAGGCAGUUGCAGUGCCCAAUGGCAAACACCUUGAGAAUGGCACUGACCACUACACAAAUGGAUUUGCCCUCAGUGCGAAAAUAAAGGAGGUCUAAAAGAAAGGAUAAAAGCUCAGAACUGAAAUCUCAGACUACCAUAGGACUUAACAUGAAUGCCACAUAUUCCAAGAAAAGAUUUUUUUUUUUUUUUUUUUUUUUGGUUCCCUUACCCAAAUGGAUGUUGUAUGAUUGCACGGGAGAUGACAUGGCACAUGGUCCGUUCAACUGCUUUGUUUUGUAUUUAUUAAUAUUUGAGAACAACUGACUGACUGGGGAGCACAAUGCAUGACGAGAAGGCCUCCACUGAUGUUGCUCUGCAGUGUGGCGAUAAAGUCCACCUGUCAUUGUCCCACCGACUUCCUUUUUAAGCAUGUAUGAUUCUCUCAGUUGCUCGAGAACAAUGUACAGUUCCCAUGGAUCUAAUUCAAGUAUAGCUGUAAAUGUUUUUCAAGUUAGGUGGGAUUAAUGUUAAUGUUAAUACUAUGCAUAACUUAAACCAAUAAACCUUUUUUAUAUGUUAAACUUUGAACAUUAUAAAAAUUAUUAAUGUGAAGCUUGUUUGCUCUGGUAUGCUACGAACAUUGCACAAGGAGUUUGUAUGCAGACUGAUCUGUCACGUGUUUGAGUGACAGCACCAUUUUUGUAUAUGUGCCCUCACUGUCACCUAACUUUAUGUGAAAAGAAAAUGAAUGAGGAACACAACUUAUUUCCCUCAAGUCUUGAUAUGCAGCUUCACUAUGAAAUAAUCUGAUUUGUUUCUAAAGGUCUGGCUUUUUCCCUAGAGCAGUCAAAUGUCAUAAAAACAGGGAACAGCUAAAAGCUAAACAUUUCAUUAAAAUGACAAAAGAUGUGAUGUGUGAAUGACAUGGUACCAAGAUAAGUUAUCAUUUAUCAUUCAGUGUAACUAUUUAAUUGAAGUGUUAUCUGCUGUUAUUUUCAGACUGAAUCACCUUCAUAUGCCAAGUACACUGCAUGCACUAAGAAUUUUUUUUGGUGUUCUUAGUUUUACCUGUUCUGAAUUCUGAUGCAGUCUUACUUUGUAUGCAAUUGGCUACUCAUAGUAAACUGAUGUUGCUACCUCCUGAAACCACAAGGACAAUUAUUCUGUUGCUCACUAACAAUAUUUGGUGACUGGUAAACAAUUUAUGAUUCAGGGAUUAAUAUAAGAAGUCAAAUCAGUUCAACAGUUGUUUUCACAAGUAGGGUGGAUUUUAAAGUGUUGAGCCCUUAAGGUGGUGUUUUUGUUUUGUUUUUAAAGAGACAACACUCCAGCAUUAUUGGCAACCUUUGAGAAUAAGCAGCAAAUAUACUAUGAAAGUUAGGGAAGUGUAGAAUAAAAAUAAGUCUUUUUUGCACAUGCCAGAUUUGACAUCAUUGGAAAUAUUUGCAAAAGCUCAGCUGUAUAUUCAUUCACUCUGUUUACCUUUUGUUGUUUUGGCUGCACCAGAGCUUUUUAACUCUGUAGACACUUGGGUAACAUGCAGCCAAAUGCCCCUAGUCAUUCAACAAGGAUCAGAUCAAAGAAAGCUUUCUCGAUACUGCUGGAACUUUUUUUUUUUACACAACAAAGGAUUGUAAGGGAAACAUACACUACCAAAAACAGGCAAUGUACCACAUUUCAAAAAUACACAGUGUUACAAAUUUAAGAUCAAAAGACACAAAGUACAGCAUGAUAAACCCUAAAGGCUGCACUUCAUUACAAAGCAUGCACCUAGUCAACAAAUGUUUCUGGUGUCCAUCCCAUAGCUGAACAAGACAAAUCAAGAAAAAUGUAUGCCUGAGCGCAUAAAUGAGAACCCUAUAAAUGGCCCCCAAAACUGGGCUGAUAAACCCUGCUGUAGAUGGCAAUACGUAGGUGCUAAAAAAAAAAA
Messenger RNA from Electrophorus electricus (electric eel), 3056 nucleotides. It is a transcript of the gene elovl1a, whose product is annotated as ELOVL fatty acid elongase 1a. Gene Ontology annotation, molecular function: fatty acid elongase activity. Gene Ontology annotation, biological process: fatty acid elongation, monounsaturated fatty acid; very long-chain fatty acid biosynthetic process; sphingolipid biosynthetic process. Gene Ontology annotation, cellular component: endoplasmic reticulum membrane; endoplasmic reticulum. Lineage: Eukaryota; Metazoa; Chordata; Actinopteri; Gymnotiformes; Gymnotidae. The record is from RefSeq and is a predicted model, not a curated record.